This is a messenger RNA of Saccharomyces paradoxus, 1659 nucleotides long. It is a transcript of the gene POB3, whose product is annotated as FACT complex subunit POB3. The transcript has a single exon. Gene Ontology annotation, molecular function: nucleosome binding; histone binding; DNA binding. The record is from RefSeq and is a predicted model, not a curated record. Gene Ontology annotation, cellular component: FACT complex; nucleus. Lineage: Eukaryota; Fungi; Ascomycota; Saccharomycetes; Saccharomycetales; Saccharomycetaceae. The coding region runs from base 1 to 1659 and encodes 552 amino acids.
AUGAGUACCGACUUUGAUAGAAUUUACUUGAAUCAGUCUAAGUUUAGUGGUAGAUUCCGUAUUGCUGAUUCUGGGUUAGGGUGGAAGGUUAGCACCAGUGGUGGCUCUGUAGCCAAUCAGGCAAGAAAGCCGUUUUUAUUACCAGCCACAGAAUUAUCUACAAUUCAAUGGAGUAGGGGCUGCAGGGGCUACGAAUUGAAGAUAAGUACCAAAAAUCAAGGUGUUAUCCAACUUGAUGGAUUUUCUCAGGAUGACUAUAACUUGAUCAAGAAUGAUUUCCAUCGUCGUUUCAAUAUUCAAGUAGAGCAAAGAGAACAUUCCUUACGUGGUUGGAACUGGGGUAAGACAGAUCUCGCCAGGAACGAAAUGGUUUUUGCUUUAAAUGGUAAACCAACUUUUGAAAUUCCCUACGCUAGGAUAAAUAAUACAAAUCUAACCUCUAAAAAUGAAGUAGGGAUAGAAUUCAAUAUUCAAGAUGAAGAGUAUCAACCAGCCGGUGAUGAGUUGGUGGAAAUGAGGUUUUAUAUCCCUGGUGUUAUUCAAACAAACGUAGAUGAAAACAUGACUAAAAAGGAGGAGUCAAGCAAUGAGGUCAUGCCAAAGAAAGAGGAUGGCGUUGAAGGAGAAGAUGUAGAAAUUGCAGUAGAGGAAAAGAGUAUGGCGGAAGCGUUCUAUGAAGAAUUAAAGGAAAAGGCUGACAUCGGUGAAGUCGCUGGUGACGCAAUAGUUUCAUUCCAAGAUGUCUUUUUCACCACGCCAAGAGGCCGUUAUGACAUUGAUAUUUAUAAAAACUCUAUUAGACUCAGGGGUAAGACUUAUGAAUACAAAUUGCAACAUCGUCAAAUUCAAAGAAUUGUUUCGUUACCAAAGGCAGAUGAUAUCCAUCACUUAUUGGUUUUGGCAAUUGAACCUCCUUUACGUCAAGGACAGACCACCUACCCUUUCCUUGUCCUACAAUUUCAGAAGGAUGAGGAAACAGAGGUACAAUUGAAUUUGGAAGAUGAAGACUAUGAAGAAAAUUAUAAGGAUAAAUUGAAAAAACAGUAUGAUGCUAAAACACAUAUAGUUUUAAGUCAUGUAUUAAAAGGUUUGACUGACCGUAGAGUCAUUGUCCCCGGAGAAUACAAAUCCAAGUAUGAUCAGUGUGCAGUUUCAUGUUCUUUUAAGGCAAACGAGGGUUAUUUGUACCCAUUAGAUAACGCGUUCUUCUUUUUAACCAAACCAACUUUGUACAUACCAUUUAGUGAUGUUAGUAUGGUAAACAUUUCAAGAGCAGGACAAACUUCUACGUCAUCAAGGACGUUUGAUUUGGAAGUGGUACUGCGUUCAAAUAGGGGUUCAACAACUUUUGCCAACAUCAGUAAGGAAGAGCAACAAUUAUUGGAACAAUUUCUGAAGUCUAAAAACCUAAGGGUGAAGAAUGAAGACAGGGACGUACAAGAAAGGUUACAAACUGCUUUAGGUUCAGACAGUGACGAGGAAGAUAUUAAUAUGGGUUCCGCUGGUGAAGAUGACGAAUCAGUAGAUGAGGAUUUCCAAGUCAGCUCUGAUAAUGACGCAGAAGAAGUUGCAGAAGAGUUUGAUUCAGAUGCGGCCCUAAGUGAUGCUGAGGAGGGCAGCGACGAAGAAAGGCCUUCGAAAAAGCCCAAAGUAGAAUAG